UGUGGACGUCAACCAAAUGUUGGAAGGCACAGGUCAAGAACCAAGUUGCAAGCAUUUCUCCUGUUUCCACCAAUUUUCCUUUCUCCUUUGAUAUUUUCUGGUUGUGUUUCUAGGUUGUACUUUAUUUCUUUACAGGGUCCAUGACGGCCGUUCUGUCUCCUACAGAUGCCCUACGCAGAGACCCAAUAAUGGCCUCCUUAGAAGACAAUUACUCCUCCACGGACUGGAAAGCGAAGUACAAUGAAGUCGCAGAUAUGCUGGCAGAGACUCGUGCCGAACUCGAUGAAUUUCAUACAUCUAGUAAAGAGCUUGAGGAGGAGUUAAUCAAAGAAAUAGACCGUACAGAGAAAGCACAGCAGGAUCUCAAAGUCAAGGUCGCAAAGACAGAAUUAGACCGAGACGAAUGGAAGUCCAAAUUUAUAUCGCUACAGACCACGCACAAUACAACCACCACCUCCCUGCAACGAGAGUUAGAUACACUCAGGCAGGAGUCUCAGAAAUUGAAGGUCAGAUUGCGCGACCUGGAGUUGGGCAAUGAUGACCUCGAGAGAAAUGAGCGUGUGGUCGCGUCAAGUCUCGCGGAUAUAGAGACAAGAUAUUCCAAGGCGCUGGAAGAAAAGAUAUUACUCGAGCACGAACUCCUUGACAAGGCCAAUGUGGAAGAAGAACUACAACGUGUCAAGGAUGAGCUACGAGAUUCAUCUGUAGAAAUUUCUAUCCUCAAGGAUCAGCUAACAGCUGCUCGUUCUAGGGCAGCGAGCAUUGUGACCGAAACUUCCAGUUCCACCACCGUUUCAUCACUAUUUCCUCCUCCUUCGACGGCUUCAUCGGAUGACAAUCUGCUUAGUACUCCGCCACCGCCAGAUCUUGAACUAUCUGAUCUUUCUUCCAACGAGAAAUCCUCUAUUUCUACCCCUACUCGCCCCCCUUCUACCGCUGCCAGCUCAAAUCAUGGACAAUCCGUCCUACUCCAGCGCGCAGGUUUCCAACUGAGCAAACGUAACCCUGAUACUUUCCUCGCCUUCAUUGAUGACCCUUCUAGCGUAUCCAACAUCACUGCCGUACCCAUGAUGGCAUCCAGAAGCAAGGGUGUUCAAAUGGUUUCCGAAAUGCGUGCUCGUGUCAGGAAUCUAGAACAGAAGAUUCACACACGUGUCCCUCGCUUACGGAUGGGCAGCAAUGCUGGGCGGCAGGGAGCGACAAUAUCCACGAUGGCCUCCACAUCCACUAUAUCCUCUACAUUGUCAUCCAAGAGUACCUUUUCACGUUCUGUGAUACCGGACAGCAAACUUGGUAGACCGACUCCACAGCGACUUGGCGUAGAUACUGCUUUGGCAGGUGGUGCGACCACUCCCAACCCUAAUAAUGCAGGAUGGGUUCUCAUUAUGGACGAUACUACUCCCUCUCCAAAUAAGGACGCUGAGGAGGAACCCAGACGCUCAUCCAGUCCCUCACCCCCCAGUGCUUUUCACCGUGGAGUUCCUUCGUCGGCAUCAUCUCCUAUUUUCUCCAAGCCCAGUCAAUUUGGCCAAAGUACAAUGACCCAUAGUCGUCGACCUCAAUCACGCCUCUCUGGAGCCAGCCUCAGCACUACUGCAACAAUGAGUUCCAUCCCUACUCCUUCAUCUCGCCCCGCAACUCCCACUUUCCUUCCCAUUCCGAUCUCUCGUCCAGGAGUCACUGGAUACAAGAAGUCCACCGCGCCAGGGACUGGUCCGUAUGGCGGUCUACCGAAACGUUCCUCCAUAGGUUCCAGCAAUGCUGGGUCACCCACUCCUUCUUCGGAUUCAGAAUUCCGUACUCGUGAGCGACCGUUCUCAUACAACGGGAAAGUCCAGAACGACUUGAAAUCGCUACCGCACCCCAACGUGACAGUUCGGGCAUCAUCUAGAAUCCCAUCCUCAGCCAGCAGUGCCUCGAUAUUGUCACAAAGUAGGAUUGGUCGACCUGCUGGUAUCACCGGUGCGUGGAAGAGCGGCGGAUUAGAGCUUCCUAGUCAGGAAAAUGGCGGUUUGUUAGAACCUGACAAGAAACCUCGGGGCAGGUCCGCGAGCAACAUGCUCAAUUUUGGACGUGGCGGCGCUUCUUGAUUUUUCUUUCAGAAUAUCUCAUUUUCCACUGCACGCACUUUAGGUCUCUAGGACCACUACUCCAUGCCCACUCGUUUUCGCGAACUAUUCUGCAGGGUGUACCUGCUGAUCCAUGCCUCCUAUGACAUUAAUGACAGAACACAACGACUACCCAUUUACCAGCGACACUUCGUGCUUCUCACUUCCGCUGGUACCACGAUACAUUACUUGUUUCCGAUCUGUUCUCAUAUUUUUCUUUUUUUCCAUCUGUCAUUUUAUUUUUCUCUGCGGAAUUGUGUGAAUUAUUCCUAAUGAUCAUUUACGUAACCAUAAUGACAAUG
Molecule: messenger RNA, 2410 nt
Organism: Suillus subalutaceus
Lineage: Eukaryota; Fungi; Basidiomycota; Agaricomycetes; Boletales; Suillaceae
Exons: 6
Coding region: 141-2090 (649 amino acids)
Biological process (GO): mitotic centrosome separation; establishment of mitotic spindle orientation; vesicle transport along microtubule
Cellular component (GO): centrosome; kinesin complex; kinetochore
Molecular function (GO): microtubule binding
Source: RefSeq, a predicted model, not a curated record